Messenger RNA from Rhizopus microsporus ATCC 52813, 684 nucleotides. RefSeq lists its product as uncharacterized. The record is from RefSeq and is a predicted model, not a curated record. The transcript has 2 exons. Lineage: Eukaryota; Fungi; Mucoromycota; Mucoromycetes; Mucorales; Rhizopodaceae. The annotation marks the transcript as partial.
UGCAUUCUUCCAUUCGGCCGACACAGUAGUGUAAGUUCCUUUGGGUUUCCAAUAAAUUGGAGAGACUCAUAUCUAGUUAUCAUCCAAGAGCCAGUGGGGGUAAGUGAACAUCGGAUACAGUCUGUCAUAAAUGUUGUCAAGCAAAUCGAGGGGUGCUAAAGCUGAAUGGGAUUUAGAUGUACCGUCUACGCAACUCUUCUUAAAGGAUAAAGUAAAUGAACGCACAAAGACGCCGACUUUUACGUUAAUGUUCGGCCAUAGCAUGAAUGAAUUGAAAGAUUCUAGUCAAGAAAAAGACGAGGAAAAAAAAAAAAUAGUGAGUUCGUAGCGAAUAUAAGCACUUGACGAAGGCUGUGUUUCCUGCGAAACGUAAACAAACAAAAGAAAAGGUUUAAUACAUCACAUAAGCUUCUACUCUUACGAAUCCUUUUGACAGUAGCCCUUUAUCUCUUAUGUCUUUUAGAAACAAUUCUCUUUACUACCCUUGUAUUUACUAUAUAGCUUUGUCUCACGCUUUAUGCUUGGCUCAAGGUUUGACUUGUAAGCUAUUGAAAGAAGGAUAUGUGGGCAACCGCUCUGAAAAUAGAGUCAUCUACCAUUGAAUAAAGCCACGUUUAUUCAAUAGCAAAAGAGCACGUAGUGCCCUUAUAUCAGUUAUUAUCUUUAAUAGUGAUAGUCCUCUUU